Truncatella angustata is the source of this 1107-nucleotide messenger RNA. RefSeq lists its product as uncharacterized. Lineage: Eukaryota; Fungi; Ascomycota; Sordariomycetes; Amphisphaeriales; Sporocadaceae. The annotation marks the transcript as partial. The record is from RefSeq and is a predicted model, not a curated record. The transcript is spliced from 5 exons.
GAUGACAGAGGCCCACGGCUCCUCGCCUCGUGUUGGACACUGGUUGCCCUGAGUGCCAUAUUUCUAAUCUUGAGAGUAUACUGCAAGCUAUGGCGUGCCCGUGGAUUAUGGUGGGACGACCACUUGAUGAUUGUUUCUUGGGUAUCCUUAUUGAUUGCAGUAUCAAUCAAUACAUACAUCACUUCUCUGGGUUUCGGCCGCCACCUCUGGACAAUCAGCGCUGAGAACAAGAAAACCAUCAAUCUAUGCACCAUUCUCGUUGCAGCCUUUGGAAUUAUGGCAACGACAAUCAGCAAAACAUCGUUUGCGCUCACACUAUACCGAAUCAUGUUGAACACUUGGUUAAAACGUUUCCUCAUCUUCGUUAUUGUUACCAUCAACAUAUCGAUGAACCUUGUUUGGAUCUUUGGAUUCGCCAAAUGCACGCCUACCGAGAGAGUCUUUGAUAGCAGCGUUCCUGGGACCUGUUGGGACAGGACGAGCUUGCUUAAAUAUCAGUUGUUUUCUGCUUAUUACUCCUCACUUCUGGAUUUUGUGCUUGCGUUUCUUCCAUGGAAGAUCUUGAUGGGUAUGGUUAUGCUCCGACGGGAGAAGAUCGGUGUUGCCAUUGCAAUGAGCUUGGGAGCGAUUGCCGGCGCUACUGGCAUUGUCAAAGCUGUAUUAGUAGUCAACAUGACAAGCACAGAUAUCACAUAUGAUCGCGUUGAUCUGACAAUAUGGACUCUUACGGAACCUGCAGCCACCAUUAUGGCAGCGUGCAUACCUGUUUUGAGGAUGCUAUACAAGGAAUUAAAGUCAAGUCAUGGAAGUUACUUUCGAAGCAGAUCCAACACCGCUCCGUACAGCGUCAAUCGGGGAACCACUCAACCAGAUACAAAGUCGAGAAGGACGACGCGAUAUGGGGCCCACCCAUCGCAUUAUGGGCGAAACUCGGUUGUGAUCAUGUCAACAUCAGGCUGGCAAGAAUCGCAAGAAGCCUUGCAGGACGCAGGAAUGGUUCGAGCCGAAGCAUCUUCAGACAUAAGCGGCAUCGUCAAGACGGAAGAAGUAAGCGUGGAACACCAGCGACUUAGUAAAGUAAGCGGCGAUGGUUCGUUUGAGUUAAAG